AUGGCCUCCGCGGCCCUGGCUACCGCAGCCGACACGUCUGCAUCUACUGUGCGGUCGCUGUAUCGGUCACUGUUGCGCACGUCGAAUCAAUUCGCGAACUAUAAUUUCCGAAAAUAUGCUAGGAGGAGGACGAGAGAUGCUUUUCACGAGUAUCAGCAUGAACAGGAUGCUAGACGGAUACAAGAGUUGGUGCAGAAAGGGCUGAAGGAGCUGCAGGUCAUGAAGUUGAAUUGA
This is a messenger RNA of Capronia epimyces CBS 606.96, 234 nucleotides long. RefSeq lists its product as uncharacterized. The transcript has 2 exons. NCBI's taxonomy places the organism in Eukaryota, Fungi, Ascomycota, Eurotiomycetes, Chaetothyriales, Herpotrichiellaceae. Gene Ontology annotation, cellular component: L-cysteine desulfurase complex; mitochondrion. Gene Ontology annotation, biological process: iron-sulfur cluster assembly. The coding region runs from base 1 to 234 and encodes 77 amino acids. The record is from RefSeq and is a predicted model, not a curated record.